Molecule: messenger RNA, 3263 nt
Organism: Mercenaria mercenaria
Lineage: Eukaryota; Metazoa; Mollusca; Bivalvia; Venerida; Veneridae
Exons: 6
Coding region: 215-937 (240 amino acids)
Source: RefSeq, a predicted model, not a curated record
UCUAAAUGGAUGGUGUUUUAUCGUUACAACAUAGCUGUAAUGUAUGCAACCAUUCGAAUUAGAUAUCAGUAUUCAGUUUGCCAAGUUUCACCUAAAAGUAAAAAGCAUUUGAAUUCCAUAUUGAAAAAAGUAUUUUUAUUCCAGUUAAAAUUAGGAAUUCCGUUAAAAGAAAAUAUAUUACAAAAGUUUGGCUGGAUCUUUGUGUUUCUGCAACAUGGGAAGAGCCGACACAGCAGUGACUCUGAUGCUAAUAUGUGUUCAGUUUGCCUUUGCUGAAACACAAGUUUACCCCGGAGAACAUUUUAACUGUAAUAGAUAUAUUGAUUAUGUGAUGAAAGAAUGGUCCUGCAGACCAGAGGGAUUGUUUGAUAUUUCUGAUGACGUCAUGGAUGAUGGUAUUUUCACACGAGAAGAACUUCUUGAAGAAAUAAGUGUAAGAUGCAGUAACGUGACUCUAAUUGAAAGAUACAUUAACUGCUUCGAAGAACUAGCUGUCGAAUGUCCACUACAAUAUUUGCCUGUCCUGAAUCUCGUUAAUGAGAAAAUACAGAUGUUUUGUGACGGCACAGAUAUGUCGACAUGGCUUUUGACAACGUUAGAAAACGGAUAUACCUACAACAAAGAGUGCUUCUCAGUAUCGAGCGUGUUGGUGGAAUCUUGUGCACAAGAGCUGUCUGCUACCUACCAACAUCUUGACGUUAAUAUGACAAUGACAACGGCGCUUGAGAUGCUACCGCAGGCAGUUUCAGAUAUGUUCCAAUGUACGAAGAACAAAUUUUCAAUAAUACCAACUUCAUAUCAAGAAUGUGGAAGUUCCUGGACAGACAUGCUCCUGACUACAUGGCUACAGUUUUCCUCCACAAUGGGUCUUGGAGCGUACCUUUCGCAUGAAGAGAAAAUGCAGUUACAGGCCCUGAAGACUGGACAAAGCGACUAGAGACACCUACAACUUAUACUAACUGUCGAAGGAGAUAAUGAAAAAAAAAAAAACUAUAGUUAUUUCCUCUGUUUAAUUGUAGAACAGUUCAGAUGUUCAAAUGGGCGUUGAAUGUACAUAGUACAAUACUAUGAUGAUAUGUACAGACAAACAAGUUUGUUAAAAAAAAUCUCAGACGGUUUUGUUUGUAAUAAUUUUACAGUGUCGGAUGUUGUGAUAGAGAUUUUCAAGGUGGAAUUCUUCUAGUAGAUUUCCAACAAAAGACAAUAUCUGCAGGUUUCUUUUGGCAAACAGUUCUUUUUCAUGAAAAUGUCACUUUUUCGAGAUAAAAUGAUUUCGUUAAGAUUUACACCGAGACAGCAUUUUAAUCGUUAUCAAACUUCCUUGAAUUGCCUUUGUGAAUUUUCCUUAAAUUUUAGUUGGAAACUGUAGAAGUUCUGCUCAUUAACUAUACCCUGCCUAGCGUUUGCAAUCAUGUCUAACGAUAAUUUAAGUUUUCAAAUUAUGAUACUUGGUAUAUCUUAAGUUGUUAGUGGGCCUAACAAUCUACCGAUACGCAAUGUGCACUAGACUGGUCACCUUUUAGGCGAAACAUAAUAGUUAAACUGUGCUCUAAGCUGCUCUGCAUUACUGUCGAUUACUGUAGCUCAAAUGUUCUUCUUGAAAGAAAUCAUAAAAUUUCUCACUAAAUCAAUCAACAUUUGCAUCUGAUUACAAUAACAGAGUACAAGGUGAAAACGAAAGAAGUCUGGCUCUGGGUUCGACCAAGUUUUCCCAUAUAGCAAGAGACUGAUUUGAAAUAGUUAUACUGUAGCAUGUGUUGAUCCCUUAUUUCACACACAGGCAAACUUUUGCAUUCACUUUUAAUCAUAAAUGUUUGCAUAGAAAUAUAAUAUAUGAAGGAGCAAAACAGCAUUUACGUAUUGUUAAAAGCAAUGAUCUAACACCAUCGGAAAGCAGAUAUCGGCAUUAAUUUGUUGCCAAUGUCCAUUAUUGCCACAGGUCGGUGUUUCAAUUUUACGACUUGACUUAUAAAUAAAAUUGUGUCCUAUACAAUAAAAUCUGUAAAAAAAUCCUUUGGAAGCAUAGAAUGCAACCAAUAAGAGUAAUGGCAGACUCUGUUUGAUUGGGUCUGUUAAUGAGAAGUAAUGAAAUGUGCAACACCUCUCACGUCCCCUAGCACCGGCUUAAGCGGAACUCUAUUACAAAUAUGAUAAAAGGACUCCAAGAUCCCAAAGGACCAGAAAAUAUAACAACACUGAAUCCAAGUACGGGGAAACUGAAAGUGUGUUUCAGGAAAUUAGAUAAGAACAGUCAGUCUUCGGGUUGUCCCGUUAAAAGUUAGGACUCUAUAGCUGUGUCAGGUGGAUAUGGCGAUUUGUAAAGAAGAGAGCAACACAAGUUUGACAAAUAUCGACAUUAAUUUUGUCGCAAAUUUAUUUAUUGCCACAGAUCGAUGUCUCCGUUAGACUACUUGGCUUAUCGAGAUGCAAACAUUUUAGCCCCAAUCGCCGUGUGUAACACUAAAUUUUCGAGCAUCAGAUACUAGUACUAGAUUUAUUAUAUAAAUUGGUCAAUUUAGACCAAUCAAGAGCCGUUGUCAAUCCCCAGCUGUUAACGCUCAGACUGUUACUAGAAUAUUUUACAUAGCAGAAAAUUCAUCAUUUCUUUUGUCGACCUGUAACUUUAACAGUAACUAUUUACAUUUAAAUGACAUUUCGGCUACAAAGAUAUUUAUUGAGGAUUGAUUAUAGGUAGACAUUUGAAUACAAUAUUAGCGGAUAUAUUGAUACAAAUAAAGACACAUCAUGCAUUCCUAGGUUUUGUUAAUAGAAACGCUUUUCUAACAGGUAAAUGACGUUCUGGGAAUAGGUUGAACAUUUUGACAUUAUAACAGUUGCAUUUAAAAUGAUUGGAUUGAUUACGCUUACAUGUAGUGAUCAUUAUAAGUAGCGAGAUAUGUAUUUGGCAACAUUGGGUGAAAGUAUAAAUCUUAUUCCGGAAAUUUACAAUGACGUUAAUGGCCCGAGAGAUGUCAGUCAACAGGAAACGCGAACUUUGGUAUGUGUGGAGUUUGUCAGGGUAAUAGUAGCACAUUGUUGGUGAGAAUAACUAGUUUCAAUUUGAUUCAAUUUGAUCAUAUUUUAGUGAAAUAAAUGUAGUAUGAUAUACGAUUAAAAGGAAAAGAAGAGAGAUUUUUCAUUUGUCCGUUACGUUUUGCAUAUGGGUUAUAAAUAAUUAUUAUUUAUAAAUAAAGGAAACUGCUAUAUUCUUAUUAUGACAAAAUCCUGUUUGCAACUAUGAAACUCAAUAAAAACGUACAAUU